This is a messenger RNA of Solea senegalensis (Senegalese sole), 3597 nucleotides long. RefSeq names its product MAP7 domain containing 2a (gene map7d2a). Bases 358 to 2958 code for a protein of 866 amino acids. Gene Ontology annotation, cellular component: microtubule cytoskeleton. Gene Ontology annotation, biological process: microtubule cytoskeleton organization. Lineage: Eukaryota; Metazoa; Chordata; Actinopteri; Pleuronectiformes; Soleidae. The record is from RefSeq and is a predicted model, not a curated record. The transcript has 17 exons.
CACACUGUGUAGUACACAGUGGAGUGUGUGCGCACCAUCAUCAUCCUCCCCGUUCUAGUCCUCCGCUCUCGCUCUCGCUCUCACACACACACACACACAUCCAUCCUGUCCAUCAUCUACAGCCUGUAUCAGCCGACUGUCUGUCUGUUUUGUCGUUCUCCUCCUGCUGCUCCUGCUGUUGCUCCUGCUGCUCCUGCUGCUGCUCCUGCUGCUGAUGAGAGAAACAAGACACUUGUGCUGCAUUGGCAUCAUCACCACAGCGCAGAGCCUUUCUGGUGACUGCGCGUCCCUCUCCUCCCUCUCCUCCCUCUCCUCCUCCGCUUGUCAUUCUGCUGUUUUCUGCUGGUGACAGCCAUCAUGGCGAAAACAGUGUCACCAUCCAGUGCACUUGCAGGUGAAAAAAUGGCACCACCAUCCAUCACUCUACUUCCUGAAAAGAAUUCUCCGACAAACGGUCACUGCUCUCCGGCCCGAACUGGAAAAACCACUCCGUCCAACACAGAGAAAAAGCCCCACAUCAACGGACACGCAUCUCCGUCACACUUGGCAGCAAACCAUGCAGGUAAACAAAUUGUGGAAGGCUACAUGAAGACUGAUGACAGGAUGCGAUUAGCCAAAGAGCGACGUGAGGAGAGGGAGAGAAGCCUGGCGGCCAGAGACCAGCUGAUCAGGGAGAAGGAGCGCCGAGCUCGGCUGCAGUACGAGCGCACAGUGGAGGAGCGCUGGAGGCGCCUGGAGGAGCAGAGGCAGAAAGAGGAGCUACGCAGAGCUGCAGUGGAGGAGAAGAGGAGGCAGCAGCUGGAGGAGGAGAGGGAGCGAUUGGAGGCCUUGAUGAAACGCUCCCUUGAGCGGAAUCUUCUGCUCGAGCAGAGGAGCAAACGCUGGAACAAGGGCUGCCCGACUGGUGCAGGUGACAGUGAGAAUGCCCCACUCCCUUUCUCUGCUGCCUCCGCCUUUUCCCAUGGCAUUGCCUCCCCCCUUCCUGCUGGCAGCGAAUCUGCGCCCUGCAGUCCUCACAGAUCCCCUUUCUGCAGCUCGCUGAACCCUGUAGAUCACAGCAGAGCUGGACUUCAGGGAGGCUCUCAGUCCACUCCCAAUACACCCAAGAAAGAGCGGCUGCGCAGAGAGAGAAGAACCGCAUCACCAGGUUACGCAUCACCUGUGAGACGAUCGGAAUCCCCUGCAAGUGUCACCAAACACUUGGCUUCACCCUCUACCUCCAAGCUGACAUCGAAGAUGCGUGGCCAGUCUGCGACUAACAACUGCUCCCCGACAAGACACCGUCCAAACACGUCAACGGGUGACAAGAACGCAGAAAAACACGGUGAACAGUUGACAGCUGAGCCCGCACUGAAGAACAAUACCAACAUGAACAGCACCAAUCCACCGUCACAGUCACUCAGUGGUGAAAUGGCUAAAAUAAGCUCAUCCAAGGAUGAAGCUCCUGACAAACAUCAGUCCCCGGACAGAAAGGACCAUGUGUCCCUCAAAGUGGAUUCUUCUGAGAAGAAGGACGGAGACAAGAAACGAGACUCAGCACCGUGUGCAGGGAAAAUGGCAGCUGGCACAACAAGUGCAGAGGAGGCCACCAGGUUGCUGGCAGAGCGCAGACGUCAGGCUCGAGCGCAGAAAGAACUGGAAGACCAAAAGCGCCAACAAGAGGAAGAAGAAAGACUAAAGAAAGAGCAGCGACAGAAGCAACUUGCACAUGAUCAGCUACAGCAAGAAGUGAAAAAUCAACAAGUGAAGGAAAAGGUGGAGCAUGAGGAGGAUCUCUGCAGGCCAAAGGAACAUGAAGACAAACACAAGAAGGAAGAGGAGGAGAAUGAGAGACAUAUGCAAAUGAACCAAGAGAGAGAAAAAGCCAAAGUCCAGGCUCAGGAGGACGCCGAGCGUCAACGGCAAGACAGAGAACUGCAGGCGCAACAAGAAGAGGAAAAGCGGCAACUAAGAAAAAAGAGAAUUGAGGAGAUCAUGAAGAGAACUAGGAAGGGUGAAGCUGACAUGAAGAAGGAGGACGAGGUGGAGACUAAGUCAGUCUCGCCACCAGAGGGUGUGAAGGCUGAGCAAAAUAACGCUCAGGCGAAUGAGCAAACCGCCAAAAAAGUUGCGUUUCAGGUUAAAGAGGCAGUCGCCAAAGUCCAGGUCAACAUAGAGAAGGAAACUAUUGUAGCAACAGCACAGACUGACAAUCAGAAGAGCGAGCAAGUCAAAAACAGCACUCAUCAAGUGAUGGCAGCACCCGGUGUUCCCGACAAGAGGCCGGGCACCAAAGCAUCCACUGAAGAGUUGGCCAGUCAGCACAGCCAAGAAAGCAACACCCGUGCUGUCAAACACCAGGGAAGAGAAGUGGAAAUCAAUUUAAACAAGCAGCAUGCAGAACACGUUAAAGCCACAAACCAAAUAAAUGAAGAGCCAACUUGGCUGAGAGCAGAUGCCAGAGACUACCCGACGCAGGGUGGUACGAUGAACGGAGCGGCGAAAGGUAAACGAAGUGGUCGUCCAACUGCUGAGGGAAGCAAACGUCAAAGCCUGCACGUGUCACUGGUGGAGAGAAACGAUAAAGGAGGCUCCAGAGUGGAGGUUGUUAGACACUCAAUGACACCGCUGCCAGUGGGACACCUGUCAGCACCAAUAAUACGGCAACAGCCACUGGAUGUGAAGGGGACAUGUGACGAGGUGCAGGCCAUGGAGAUCAGCCCAGCGUCAAAGGAAGAAUUGAUUUCAAUCCAAGAGUUCUCACCGGUGAAUGAACUCCAGCACGGUGGCCUCAGUAACACGCGUGCUCUCGAAGAUCUGAUGGACCUGACAGGCAGUGUCUCACACCUGAAACCGUCUUCUGAAGGCAACAUAGGCGACUGCAACGAAAACCUCAUUGAGGGUGUGGUUAGUCCCAUGUCAGACUCAAAGCACAUUGGAAUAUCACCUUCAUCCUCAAAUAAACUUAGCAUCCAGUAGUCCACUUAAUCUCACUCUCACACCUCCCGUCGCUUAUCCUCUCAUCAGGUGUCACAUUUUUGAGCAUGUGCCCCUGUGUUGACACACAUUUAUGGAAAUAGAGCCAUAGAUUUGACUAAUAAAAAGCUAUAAAACUACAAUUUAGAAUAAAAAUAUAACAGCAGUAUUGUAAUCUCAUAAAUAACCAUUGAAAUUGAAUGUUGAGUUUGCAGGAUGAACACAUGUGGAGUGAAGUGAGGGAAGAAGCAAGGGUUUGUCUGAAUAUAUCAAAUAAUCCUAAAAGUGCACAUAUCAGUGUUUGGAUUACAAACAUUUAGAGGAUUAGUGUUUAGAGUAUGAAUCUUCAUAUCUCAAUCUCCAUGCACAGAUGUUUGCUCAGAGCAUCAAUGACUUGCAUUUGUAGCGCUGCCUUUUCACACGUGCUCUUAAGUCUUUAAUGUAUUUCACUGUGACGAAGCGGAGGAGGCGUGACCUGAUCUGAUUUACAUGACAGUCUUGUCUUUCCAUGUAAUGUUACUCAAGCAUGUGCUGAGGACUCAGCUGAAAUUGAAUGGCUCUAAAUCAAAAGUCUGUAUUCGAGUGUGAGAGACAAGUCAUCAUUAAUGUGACUGCAUAUUAAAAUAAAUCAUGAAAUUAGAA